AUCACAAAUCACAAGUUGGUUAAGUACACUGUAGCUAGUCUAGCCAGCCGAUACCGGUAGUCUAGCUCAUCUCUUUAAUCUAUUGGUUUUUUAAAAUUGCUGAACACACCAUGGACUUUUCUCGUCCCCACAUUUACCACGAGUCCGUGGCGAGUCGCUCCAAUAUUCGGUACAUUGCGUUGCCGGACAACGACAAGAAGAAGAAGGAUGACCAGUCGUUGGACGACCGUGUGAUUGCAUCGGCGAAUCAAGCCGCUCAAGAUUUGUUGUUGGGUCCAGGUCUGGCGGAUGUAGAUCCUCGUCUGAUUGAUGCCACUCGGUUCCAAGAAUCCAUGACACCCUCCAGUGAUACAAUUCAACCGGGAUCGUUGGUAGUCAUCUUUGAAUCCUUUGACAAUUUGAAUUUUGUGUAUGCCAAAAGCAAGGAAAUUUUCAACAAUCGCAAUGGUCACUUUCAUCACGACGACUUUAUUGGCAAACCGUUUGGCUGCAAGAUCCGAUCGCGCAACAAUCGAGGAUACGGCUAUUGCUUCUUGCUCAAACCGACGCCCGAGUUGUGGUCUCGAUCGGUCAAUCAUCGCACGCAAAUUGUCCAUGAAUUGGAUGCCAGUAUGAUUUGUUUCUAUCUCCAGUUACGGCCCAACAUGGUGGUCUGUGAAACAGGAACCGGAUCGGGGGCCAUGAGUCAUGCCAUUAUGAGAACCAUUUCGCCGGCUGGGAAACUCCAUACGUUUGAAUUCAAUCAUCAACGAGCUACGCAAGCAAGACAGGAAUUUGCCGAGAAUGGAUUGUCGCAUUUGGUCGAGGUUUAUCACAAAGAUGUCUGUGGCAAGGCACCCGUUAUUGAAAAUUACAAACCAGGUGAAAAAGAAGACACCAAAGACAAUAAGAAAGAAGAAGAUACACCACCACCACAACAAUCAUCAUCAUCAUCGUCAUCACCACAACAAGUCCAAGGAGGAUUUGGUCUGUUGGGACAAUCGGUCGAUGCCAUCUUUCUCGACUUGCCAGAACCCUGGUUGGCCGUUCCGCAUGCGGCAUUCUGCCUCAAACCCGAUGGACGAUUGGCAUCCUACAGUCCCUGUGUCGAACAGACACAACGAACCGUCACGGCCAUGCGAAAGGCGGGAUUUCACUCGCUCAAGACAUUCGAGUUUCGUUUGCGAGAAAACUACGUACACGAAUACGACAUGGAUCCACCGCCGCGCGCCAAACGACCCAAAGUCGAUCCCAAUCCACAUGAUCGAUCCAGAAUGAAUAAUAAUAACGACAAGGCAACCACAGACGAUAUUACGGUUGCAAUGGUCGGAGAUGAGGAUACGGGUGCAGAAGCCGACAAUGAAGAAUCACAAGUAUCCGAAGCAGAAAUAUCCUUGACGGCGGGACCAGACGAAGUGGAGGAUGCUAUCGAGGCUGCCAAGGCAACUCCCAUUAGUACUGCUGCCACUGCCAAGAAAGAAAAGACGUCACCAACGACGGCAGUCAAUGCAAGCAGUAAACAAAGAAAGAUGGUGGUUGCAAGGCCCUUUACGAACAUGAGAGGGCACACUGCAUUCCUGACAUUUGCAACAGCUGGCCUGCUGCCGCAACCAGAUCCCAACAACAACAAGAAUCCAACAAAGUAAGUGGUGCCGAAAGGACAAGCAAGUUGGACAAUAAUUGAUCGAGGUUUGUGAAGUAAGUGUAGAAAGGCAAAAGGAAGAGAUUGAGUGGGGAUCCCCAGCCCAAGUAAGUUGACGCAAUGGACUGCCUACUAGCUAGCUUGGUAGCGACAAGGAAGACACAUUGCCUGCUCGUAGGUGCAUCUCUGAUGUUGCCUACUAGCUAGGUUCAUCCCACGUUGUUCAGUAAGCAGUUCCAACGUCGAGCUCAACCGACGGACUUGCUACCAGGACGUACCAAUCGCUCUGCAUAAUAGAGUACCGGUAGGUUUUGUGAGAUGUGAUCGAGUUGACACAUCGAGAUCAACCUCAACCCUAAUGAAGAUCUACCUCGUAGCGUAAUUCCCCUCUAUUUUAGUUCAUACUUUUACGUCG
This is a messenger RNA of Seminavis robusta, 2036 nucleotides long. The record is from the annotation of a GenBank genome assembly. Lineage: Eukaryota; Bacillariophyta; Bacillariophyceae; Naviculales; Naviculaceae.